UUUUAUUUUUCAGAAUCUAUAUUUUCUGAUGUUAUUUUGCAAUUUUAUUACUCCUACUUUUAUAUUUUUAUAUUUUACAAUAUUUACAAUUUACAUUUCUACAUUUUUACAUUUUUGAAUUUUUACAUCUUUUACACUUUUCUAAUUUUGUCAAAAGUUGUCGCAUGGCAACAACUUUUUGUAAUAGGGGGAAGUUGUUAUAUGCACUCAAAACAAUGGACUUACUAUUCCAUACAAUGUUGCACCAGACGCUAGCUCAGCAACAGAUAAGGACUUCUCGCUAACUCGUUGUUUACGCUUUAUUUUCUAGAAGUGCUUUGUAAGCACACCAAUAGUAUAAAUAAGCCUUGCGCCCAUUUCAUGUUGUUCAAUACCUGGCUAGGCACCGUAACUGUCACUUAUAUAAACUUUGUUGUUCAAUACCCGGCUAGGCACCGUAACUGUCACUUAUAUAAACUUUGUUGUUCAAUACCCGGGAUAAAAAGAGACCACUCACUGAACGAGAGCUGCAAGAGAUCUUCGACAAUUUCUCUGAUUUCGAUGAGGAUAUAGUAGACUUUGCAGAUGAAAGCGAAGGAGAAGAAGAAGUUAGUCAGUACAAUGUUUACGACAGCGAAUCUGAGCAAUCUGCCGGUGAGGACUCGGACUAUACACACGAAUUGGAGAAUCAAGGAGAUGAGUUCUUUUAGAUUGGAAAGGACGAAGAGAAUCUUUGGAAAAGCACUCCUGUGAGUUUUACCAGUAAAACUAGGUCUAAAAAUAUAAUCAAGAUAUUACCAGGUUCAAAAGGAGCUGCGAAAACUGUGUCAAAUCAUUUAGAGUCAUUUUAUAUAUUUAUUUCCAAUGAGAUGAUUGACAAUAUCCUAACAUGCACAAAUUUAUAUAUAGAAAAUAAAAAACAAAAUUUUACAAGAGAUAGAGAUUGCAAAAUAACUUCGUCCACGGAGAUCCAGGCAUUAUUCGGAGCGUUAUAUAUAAUUGCAGUAAAGAAAGGAAAUCGUGUAGAUGUGCGAGAACUGUGGAGUACAGAUGGAACUGGAAUGAUUAGACUUCGGGCUGCUUUUAGUUUCAGAAGAUUUUUAUUCCUUUUACGUGCUUUACGAUUUGACAAUAUCAACACCAGGAAAGAACGCCAAAAUAUAGAUAAAUUAGCUGCAAUACGGGAUAUAUAUUCCGAUUUUGUAAAGAAUUGUAUGAAUAAUUACAUCCCUGGAGAAUUCAUUACCAUUGAUGAAAUGCUCCAUCCGUUUCGGGGGCGAUGUGGGUUCGUGCAAUAUAUGCCGCAAAAGCCGCCAAAAUACGGUAUAAAAAUAUAUGCUUUGUGUGAUAGUCGCACCUAUUAUACUUGGAAUCUUGAGAUUUAUUGUGGGCAACAACGAGAUGGUCCCUUUCAGACAAGUAAUAAGCCAUUCGAUAUAGUUCGAAGGUUGGUAGACCCUUUAAACAAUUCCAAGAGAAACCUGACAACAGAUAAUCAUUAUACGAGCUAUCCCCUAGCAGAUUAUCUUUUGCAAAAUGGCCUUACGUUAAUAGGUACAAUAAAGAAAAAUAAAAAGGAAAUACCUCCGGAAUUCCUUCCGAAUAAAGCACGAAUAGUUGGUUCUAAAUUAUUCGGAUUUCAGGACGAAAUUAAUUUGGUAUCUUACGUACCCAAAAAGAAUAAGGCUGUGAUAAUUCUUUCUUCUUUUGAUGACAAAGGAGAGGAUGACGAGGCAACAAAUAAGCCAACCAUCAUUUUGGAUUAUAACAGGACGAAGAGUGGUGUCGAUACUGUUGAUCAAAAAUGUGCCUCUUAUACAACCCAGAGACGAUGGCCCCUUGCAAUAUUUUCCCGCAUACUUGAUAUUACUGGGAUAAACGCUGAAAUUGGAUUCAAUAAUACUAAACCUACAGAAGAGUCUCCUAGAAGACGAAAAUUCUUAAACGAAUUAGGCGUGUCUCUAAUGGAACAUCAUAUGGCGGAACGAGCGAAAAUAAUUACACUUCCAAAAGACAUUAGAGAAUUUUUUUCGCGAUACCAAACUACUGUUGAUGAGGUACCUGCAAUAAAGCAAAAUGGUAGUGGACGUUGUCAUGUUUGUAGUGCGCAUAAAAAUAAUAAAACUACUGUUAGAUGUGACUCAUGUUAUCAGUUUGUAUGUAAAAGCCAUUGCAAAAAAACAGUUCAAUGUGAUACUUGUUUGAAUACCCCGAUGGAGGAAGACUGAUUUAUUUUAGAAUUAAGUCUCUUGGUGGCUACGUUACCAUUUUCACUUUAAAAAUUCAGUGUUUAUCUUUUAUGUUCGCUAUAGAAUAAUGUUUUAAUUUUGAAUGUUUAAAUAAAUAAGAGCGC
Molecule: messenger RNA, 2332 nt
Organism: Acanthoscelides obtectus
Lineage: Eukaryota; Metazoa; Arthropoda; Insecta; Coleoptera; Chrysomelidae
Source: the annotation of a GenBank genome assembly